GAUAGAGCGGGAGGGAAAGAACAGUAUAAGACAGUGAAGAAAGUGUGGGAGGGAGUGAAACUCAAAUGGACACAGGCAGGUUACUUUAGCGGGGGUGCCCCGUCUAAAGGGCAACUCACCUUUAUGAAGAAAGGACUAGAGGUGGCAGUUGAGAAAGCCGAGGAAGAGCUGAGAAUAGGGACAUGGGCAAUAGUGGAGAGCAGGAGGGUGCAACCAAAGAAAACAGAUACGAUGUGUGUGGCCACUGAAGCAGCUUCCCCAGAGGCCAGUACCAGCACCACUCCUGGCCCCACCUCACUAUACAGCCUAACAGGCACCAUGACUUUUGGCCCACAACCACGACCAUGGCCUCAGCAGGGCACCCCAUUAGGUCCUCCAAGAGGAGGGAACUACCUGUGUUACAAUUGUGGAGGAGCUGGACAUUUUAGGCGUGAUUGUAAGGAACACCCACAAUUUAACCAUCAACCCCAAUGGAGGGGAAGAGGCAGAGGUACACCACAAUGGAGAGGUAGAGGAAGGGGAGGACCCCCACAAUACCAGACUCAAUGGGGACAGCCAAGGCCACAAGGUAAUGGGGGGGCCUGUUACAAUUGUCAAACCAACAGCCUAACCAGCAGCCAGCUCCUACCUUCCAGGGCAUGUCAGACGAAUAUCCUCCCUGGCCCUGAAGCUGCCCACCACCACAGAACGGGAAUGGGGGUCAGCAUUUUCCACUUCAUACUGAACCAACUGUCAUGUGUGAAGUGGAGGGAGUUACCCACCAAUUUUUGGUAGAUACAGGAUGUACGUACUCUGCCAUAAGAUCUCGUCAACCACUCUCUUCGGAAUCAAUACAGGUGGUGGGGGUAUCAGGAACACCCGAAGCACAAAACACCAUAGGUCCCUUGCUCUUCCAAUGGGGCCCUUCCAAUUUGAAGCAUCAAUUCCUAUAUUGUCCCAACUGUCCAAUCAACCUAUUAGGAAGGGACCUAUUGUGCAAACUGAAAUGUUCAAUCUACCUUACCGAAAAGGGUGUGGAGGUUUCCAUUGAUCCCAUUACCUCCACACCAGUUCAUCCAGUUAGGGUGCUGAUGCUACCCAUCAUCCCAACUCCAGUGCUCUCCCUGACCCAAGAGAUAUACUGGUUGAAGUGCAUCGAAUCCGGCCAAGGAACCCCUGAGGUUCAAUUCAAGUUCAACCAGCUGAGACAACUCAUUUACACAUUUCACCCAUACAAGACUCCUCAAGCUGAAAUACACUGUACACUUAAUGUGACUGAUAAUGAUGUCAACCCAUAUACCGAUGACUGGGAUGAAAACAUGAUGCACCUGACACCAACAAUCAGAUGUUGUACCAUAGUGUGUGGACAGGAAGGAGUGGCUGCUCCGGUUAUCCUACCUUCCCAUUUGAAAUCCUGGUACCUACUGGGCGAAGAAUCUGCUCCCCAUGUUACACUGGCAGUUGGAAACGGUUUUGAAGCAAGGAGCCUUGGGCCUAUGAUCAGAAGAGCAUCCAAACUCCAGUGGGAACCCACCCAAACUCCAGGAAUAACCAAAGCCACCACUGAGAACAUGUGGAGGUUUAUGACAGUUGACACAGAGGAACAUUGCCUUCCUGAACGUUUGACUCUCCCAAGACACCAUGGUAAACCUUACACAGACCACCCCUCAUCACAAGCACUGCUUUCCACCAUUGAUGAAGGCAUAUGGACACACACCCCAUUUGAUGUUGGACAACUACAGGUGGAACCAGUCACCAUCACCUUACUCAACCCUGAUCAAAUUCCUAUCUACCGAACACAGUACCGUCUGAAACCUGAACAGACCAGGGGGAUCAAACCAACCAUAGAUGGGUUGUUGGGAGCUCGUGUCAUAUAUCGCACUGUGUCUCCAUGGAACACACCAAUCUUACCAGUCUUGAAAGCAGGAGGCGAAACAUACCGGAUGGUACAAGACUUCCGAGCAGUGAACGACGUCACUGCACCCAUUGACCUACCUGUCCCUGACCCUCACAUUACACUGAGUAAUCUCUCACCAAAACACCAAUACUUCACCGUUGUGGAUCUGGCUAAUGCCUUCUUCAGCAUUCCACUGGAUGAGGCUUCACAGCCUCUCUUUGCCUUCACAUAUGAACAUCAACAGUAUACGUAUUCGGUUCUUCCACAGGGUUACAGGUGUUCUCCCGGAAUCUUCAAUCAUAUCCUAAAGACACACCUGGCUGAAUUGAAAAUCCCUGAAGGAGUGAUACUCAUCCAAUAUGUAGAUGACCUUUUGCUGGGGGCUCCCACAUCUGAUCUCUGUCUACAAAUGACAAAAACCCUACUUGACUUCUUGGCUGUCAAAGGCUACAAGGUCAAAAUGAGCAAAGUCCAGUCCUGUCGCAGAACUGUCCUUUUCCUUGGCAGAGAAAUCUCAGGAGAAGGUGCUGGUCUCUCGAAAUCCCACCGAGAUUCCAUACUCCAUCAUCCACGUCCCAUCACAGUGUCAGGCAUGUUGUCCUUCCUGGGGUUGACAGGGUACAGCCGUACCCACAUCCCUGACUACACAUCCAGGACUGAACCACUGAGAGAAAUAGUGAGAGAAGCAGGACCAAGAAACUUACACUCCUCACUUACCUGGACACCUGAAGCAUCAACAGCAUUUGCUCUCCUAAAAACCGAUCUCUCGGUGGCAGCAGCUCUGA
Messenger RNA from Coregonus sp. 'balchen', 2661 nucleotides. The record is from the annotation of a GenBank genome assembly. NCBI's taxonomy places the organism in Eukaryota, Metazoa, Chordata, Actinopteri, Salmoniformes, Salmonidae.